AUGCUCCCAUCAGCUCUCCGCUCCAUGACCAAACGGCGAGCCGCUGGUAGCCCAACACCCUUCGCCCUCUCCACACAAACUCGCACCCUCUACUUCUGCGGUCCUAAGCCCGGCGACCACGAUCCGGAUCUUCCCAUAUCGCAACAUUACCACGCGCGAUACCGAACAACAGGCUCAGACGGAAAUCUCAUCGCAGAGUCACCGCUCACAACUCCUGCCCUCCCCACUCCUUCUGCUCAGCCUGCCACUUCAAGGAUCUCCGUCACUCACAUAGCGUCUCUACCAGAGCGCCACACCAUGCCCUCUACCAACAAGCUGGAGACCGCUAGUAAAGCCAUCAGACAGCUAGAGGCGACAACUCACGAUAUAACGACUUACAAUACCGCUACAGUUAUCAUCAGGGAGGAGAUUGCUAGGCUGGAAGUUGUGCUUAGGAGGGGAGAAGUGGAGGGUAAGCAUUGGCAGGAGCUGCAAAGGGUUAGGGAUGAUAUCGAGGGUUUGAAGAGCGUGUCUGAGAGGAUGGAGCGGAGGAUGUAG
This is a messenger RNA of Alternaria atra, 537 nucleotides long. RefSeq lists its product as uncharacterized. The transcript has a single exon. The record is from RefSeq and is a predicted model, not a curated record. Lineage: Eukaryota; Fungi; Ascomycota; Dothideomycetes; Pleosporales; Pleosporaceae. Bases 1 to 537 code for a protein of 178 amino acids.